Molecule: messenger RNA, 5571 nt
Organism: Habropoda laboriosa
Lineage: Eukaryota; Metazoa; Arthropoda; Insecta; Hymenoptera; Apidae
Gene: Prosap
Product: SH3 and multiple ankyrin repeat domains protein 1
Exons: 16
Coding region: 44-4969 (1641 amino acids)
Cellular component (GO): postsynaptic density; postsynaptic membrane; dendritic spine
Molecular function (GO): synaptic receptor adaptor activity; ionotropic glutamate receptor binding
Source: RefSeq, a predicted model, not a curated record
AGUCUGUGAAGGUGGAAUCCUCGAGAAGCGCGAGGUCCUCGCAAUGGAGGCAGGACCGAAGCAACAGCAACAACAGCAGCCACAGUCGCAACAGCCUCAGCAACAGCCUCAGCAGCAGCCUCAGCAGCAAAAUCAACAGAAUCAAAGCUCAACGGAGCAAAAUUCGUCGAACGGUGGACAAACUGGUAGCCAGGUCACGAGUCAGCAGAGCGGCCAGGCUCAAGGCCAAGCUCAAGGUCAACAGAAUCAAGAUGCGGCUGCAGUGGCGGCAGCAACUGCGGAGGCAGGAUCAGUCGAGGAGGGAGUGCUUCUCGCCAGGGUGCACGUCCCGGAGCUUUACGUCAGCAAGUGUCUUCAGUUCCCCAAGGAUCAGCUCGUCUGGGACGUGAAGCAGCAAUGUCUGGCAUCCUUGCCCAAGGUGGCCACUUGGUACAGGGAGCUGAAGGAAAGCUUCAAUUACGGCUUUCUCAAGUACAAAAGGCGGGUCUACAAGAUGCUGCAUCUGGACGAAAAACAGCUGAAGGCGAUGCACACGAGAACGAACUUACGAAGGUUGCUGGAGUACGUGGCGAACAGCCAGGUCGAGAAGAUUGCCAAGAUGUGCAGCAAGGGUCUGGAUCCUAAUUUCCACUGCCAGGAAACCGGAGAAACUCCGCUAACCUUGGCCACGACUCUGAAGAAACCGUCGAAGGUGAUAAUAGCACUGGUGAACGGCGGAGCGCUGCUGGAUUAUCGAACGAAAGAAGGCCUGACGGCGAUGCACCGAGCCGUAGAGCGGAACAGCUUGGAGGCGGUGAAGACGCUGCUGGAGCUCGGCGCCAGCCCGAACUACAAGGACACCAAAGGGUUGACGCCGCUCUACUACAGUGUCAUCUAUAAAACCGAUCCGAUGCUGUGCGAGACGCUGCUCCACGAUCACGCCACGAUAGGAGCGCAGGAUUUGCAGGGCUGGCAGGAAGUGCAUCAGGCCUGCCGCAACAACCUGGUCCAGCACCUGGAUCACUUGCUUUUUUACGGCGCGGACAUGAACGCGCGUAAUGCAUCUGGUAAUACGCCGUUGCACGUUUGCGCAGUGAACAACACGGACUCCUCUUGCAUACGCCAGUUGCUGUUCAGAGGCGCGCAGAAGGACAGUCUGAAUUACGCGAACCAGACGCCGUACCAGGUCGCGGUGAUCGCUGGGAACAUGGAGUUAGCCGAGGUCAUCAAGAAUUAUCAGCUGGAGGAAGUUGUACCGUUUAAAGGGCCGCCACGCUACAACCCUAAACGACGCUCGGUGGCGUUCGCCGGCACGUCGACGAUGACCACGAGCUGUUCGGCCAGUAACUUGGGCACCCUGACCAGGAUACCGUCCGCGGAACAACAACACGGUGGUUCUGGCUCUGGAAGCAGCAGCUCUGGAGCUUGUGGUACCCUGACCAGAACAAUCUCUGUGGAGCAGUACACGUCGAGCAUCAACUCGGUGACGAGAGUACCGUCCGCGGAGCAAUACGCCACUGGUGGCAACCUGACCAACAGAGUACCGUCCACGGAACAUCAGUAUCCAUCUACGGGUACGCUGAACCGAGUAGCACCGUCCGGAGAGCAAUACGCCAGCCCAAUUGUGACCGCGAGCGGUACCACCGUAACCACCAGGGUAUCCACAGGAGAGCAAUACUCUUCGAGCAGUGGUACACUGACCAGAGUACCGUCCACCGAGCAAUAUCCAACCGGUACGCUCACCAGAGUACCGUCCACUGAGCAGUACGCGAACAGAACAUUGUCCACGGAGCAGUGUAUCGCGAGGACGACGGAGAAUCAUCCGUCACACGCCAACCUCGCCAGAGUACCGUCCAUCGAACCGAGCAGAACAGAGCUACAGAGAAUACCGUCCGAGCAGCACGCCAGAUCCACCGAGCAGAACGGUCAUCAGCGGAUUACACCGUCGGACUACCAGAGCCCCAAUUCACUGAGGGAUCCUAACGCGAGAUUACCACCAGCCAACGCGGAGAACUAUCAGAACGUAAGAAUGGAGGGGCUGACGAGGCUGCAAGAACACCGGCUCGAGCUUCAGCACCGUCUCGACAUGCACAGAACGAUGGAGAUGCCGCCGUCGCCGUCGCCGAGCAGCAGGAGUCUAGCUCCUUUCAGCUCGGCGAGCUCGAGCCUAUCCGAAGGCAGCAAUCAACCGUCCGGCGAAGAUUCCGCCAGCAUCGUCACAGACAAGAGUCUCGGUGACACAGCCUCUGACGUGAUUAGCGACAGUUCCGGCGUUGGAACAUCCCAGUCGGACACGACCAACUCCCUGUCGAUCCCUGGCACCACGGUUGUCUGCGUGGAGAGCUACAACAGCGGGAUCCUCGGCCAUUUGAACAUCAAUCAAGGGGACAUCCUGGAAGUCACCGGAGCGACCGACUGCGGCCUUCUCGAGGGUGUGCUUCGAGGACAGGGCACAGGUCUGUUUCCGGCGCACUGCGUGCAAGAAGUCAGGCUCCGCCACACGAACAUCCCGUUGGGCCCACAGCCUACCAGGGAUGGCCGGAACAGAGUGUUGGGUCGCAGAGAAUCGCAGCACAAGUAUUUCGCUACAGCUCCCAGAUUGAAGAAACCAGUAACGUCUGAACCUCGUACAGUGGUACUGCACCGAUCGAGAAAAGGUUUCGGCUUCGUGUUACGAGGUGCCAAGGCUACCUCGCCUCUCAUGGAGUUGACGCCGUCGGCCAGGUAUCCCGCCUUGCAGUACCUGGACGACGUCGAUCAAGGAGGCGUGGCCGAUCUGGCUGGUCUCAGAAAAGGGGAUUUCCUUAUCCAAAUCAACGGCGAGGACGUAACAACCGCGUCCCACGAGCACGUAGUCGACUUGAUCCGGAAAUCCGGGGAGUUGGUCAGGAUGACGGUGGUCUCACCGAUGAUCAGCCUUCCGAAUUCGCAGUCCGCAGCUCUGCUGCCAACUAGUCAACCCGUUCAAAGACAGUACGCGACCCUUCCGCGCAAAGGUAACACAAACGUGGUGAUUGGAGGCACGCUUGGUAGAUCGCCAGCUCCUAUGCCACCUCGAAGGGAUCCUAAGACCACGCUGAGCGUCGGUAGGGCGAGAGCAAGAUCUAUGGUCGCUGGAUUAGAAGGUGGUGGAGAACGAGACGAUCGCGACGAGAUAACGUCGACAGGAGCGAAAUCGAGUAGCGCUGAAUCGAUUCACCUUCCUCAGCAACCGUCUACAGGACCUAAUACAGGACAAAACACGCCAGUACAGCCGAGAACGGCCAGUAUUCGAUCGAGACCAACCUCCAGUAGGAUCACUGCCGCGGAACUGGAGGAACUAUUUCAGCGGCAGCAAGGUAGUACCAGUGGUCAGUACAGCUCGUCCAUGAUGAGCUCUCAUUUUCAAACUGGUCAAGCUACCAAGUCGCAUCCUUCCUCGCCUGCAAAGACCGGCAGGGUAUACGCGAGCGUAGCGGAAAUGAAACGCAAAGGCAAAUCGAGCUCAAGAGUGCGAUUCUUCGGCGGAUUGGGCGGCGGUUCCGAUCUUCAUCGGGACUUCCACAGUACGCCGGACUUGAACGUGCAGGUGCAGUCGUCUAUUUUAGCACCGAAAGGGCACAGAAGCCAGGAGGACGUGAACGCGUUGAACGGCAGAAACGGGCUUCCACCGCCGAACCAUCCGCCGCCUCCGCCACCGGUCGGGCAAGUCGUCAAAGUAAACGUGGGCGCGAACGUGCCGGACGUAGUUACACCGGCUUCUGUAUACGAUAAUAUGGCUCAUAUACAGCAAGUCAAAGAAUUGGCGGCCGUGACAGCAGAAGGAGGCUACGGAGUCAUGUCGAGCUUCCGACCAUCGAACAGCGCCAAGUUAUACGCCUCACCGGAAGAUAUGAAGACUGUAGGAUACCGUUCACGCAGUUUGCCAGCCCAUACCACUCGCUGUCACGUUAGAAAGUCGCACAGCUUGCGUACAACUAACAACACCACGUUCAAACCGUUGAACAACCAACAGAACGUGAACAACACGGUGAGCAACAACAACCAGGUGAACAAUAAUCAGUCGGCGAACAACCAGUACGCGCAGCCUCUGAAAACGAACAGAAGUCACAGCACGGUUGGUAUCAGAGAGAGGAAGAAGAAGGGUAUCAGUACCAGUUCCUCCAUCACGAAUCUUUCGUCCGUGGCGAAUAACAACAGCGGAAACACGGUAACGAACACAGCUCCGCCGAUACCAGAGCCGGAUUACAGUCUGUCCGAGUCGGAGAACGACGAGGGUGAGGAGGAAACGGACGACGAUGUAGAGUCAGAGAUCGCGAAAGAGCUCGAGAAAGCGGCUGCAAGAGAGAAGUUAGAAUCAACCAGAGAAACGUCGGGUAACUCGAACACUUCUGGUUCGAGUUCGUCCGGUAGUAGUUCGUUGCCGCAUUCCUUCAGCGUCGAAGAGAUCCAAAAGGUGAGGACGCAGUUGAAGUCUUCGAAGAGCCAUCCGAACGACUUUCUACUGCAACAGACCCAACAGUCUCUCGCCGAGGACGGUGACAACAGCUCGAGUGGAGUUAGCUCCGAUCAGGAUGUUCCGGUAGGUCCACCGACGGGUUUCGACGACACAGCAGCGAGAAAUUUGGCGAACGAAGCCAGCCAACAUCCGACUACCGUAUUGUCAGUCAGCAGCGGUGAGAAAGAGGUGAAUCCUAAGAGAACCAGUUACGGAGGCAGUGGAUUGUUAACGAGACACGCGGUUAGUCUAGCUCAGCUACCGCCGCCGAUAGAAGCGGACGCUGAAGAGCAGAGUAGCGACUUGUACGUACCACCACCGCCUGAAUUCAACGCUGGACCAUCAGCAGGGAACGGAGACGAGUUGGUGUUCGCUCCGCCGCCUCAGUUUAGCGACAACAAGCAACAGCAGCAGCAGCAACAACAGCAGAAUCGCGUGAAGAUAAUCGGGGCGAUACCGAAAGUUACCAACAAUCAAGUGAAGGCUUCCGGCGGACGGUUGCAUAACCAGUGAAGAGGAGGAGGAGGAGGAGGAAGAGUAGGAGAGAAGGAUCGUUUGGUGAAUGAUCGCUGAUGAACAGAGACGGUUUCGAGUCGCGUGAUCGUGGAUCACGAUUUGCCAGAGUCAAUUUAAUCUUUCCAUAUUAACCUUUCUCCAUCCGAGAGUAAUUGUGUUUACGUAAAGACGCACAGCGUCGCGCGUGAUCCGGACACCAUUUUCUCCUGUUGUAGGAAACGAUUUCUAUGCGGAAACUCGCUCGAUCGUUGAAUGAUGAAAAAAGAAAAGAAAAGAAAUACAUACGCGAUUUUUUGCAAUAAAUUUUUUCACCGAUUAAACGUUCCAGUCGGGGAGUUUUGUAAGGAACGAAUGCGCGCGUCGUCUCUAAUCACACAACUAUCCAUACACAGACAGGAUAUUCAGUGAAUUUUUACCGUAAAACCCUAGAAUACAGAUCGUGUACGAAUCGCAGAUAACGUUAGAAUUAAAGAAAAAGGAAAAAAAGAGAGGAAGAAAAGGCGUGCGUGCGAUGCUUUCUAUUUGCGGAGCGGUUUGCCUGCGUCCGUGAGCGUCGAACUCCUCCCGUAGCCGUCUCGUGGAAUGGCCUAAGGGGUGAA